Molecule: messenger RNA, 2946 nt
Organism: Motacilla alba alba
Lineage: Eukaryota; Metazoa; Chordata; Aves; Passeriformes; Motacillidae
Product: carbonic anhydrase 13-like
Exons: 7
Coding region: 22-1074 (350 amino acids)
Cellular component (GO): cytoplasm
Molecular function (GO): carbonate dehydratase activity; zinc ion binding
Source: RefSeq, a predicted model, not a curated record
GUUGGAGCGGACUCUUGAGAGAUGGCACUGCGUCCCCCCAGGCCUCCCCGACGGUGCUGGGGGGAGGCUGGGGAGAGCCUGGGUGACGAGGGGCUUGGGGCGACAACAGGCACGGACGGCCCAGGCGGCUGGAGCGCUGCAGGUCUCCUUAUCAGCGCCCGAGGAUCGGGGCGUCGCCGCCCGUCGCCUUCAAAUCGGGCGCAGCCGCUUCUCCCGCCCCAGCCCGUCCUAUCCCAUCCCAUCCCAGCCCGUCCUGUCCUGUCCCGUCCCGUCCCGUGCCGGCAGGAGAGCAGAGCCAUGCUGCACUGGGGAUACGACGAGCACAACGGGCCUGCCCACUGGAAGGAGGUUUUUCCUGUUGCUAAUGGAGACCGUCAGUCACCCAUCGACAUCAAAACUGAGGAAACCAAGUAUGAUCCCUCCCUCCGUCCUCUAAAUCCCAGUUAUGAUCCAGCUUCUGCUAAAAUCAUCCUUAACAACGGGCACUCCACCAGUGUGGAGUUUGAUGACACCGUCAACAAAUCAGUGCUGACUGGGGGGCCACUCAGUGGGACCUACAGGCUGCGCCAGAUUCAUUUCCACUGGGGAUCCAAUGAUGAAGCUGGGUCUGAGCACACGGUGGAUGGGAUGAAGUAUGCGGCAGAGCUUCAUGUGGUCCAUUGGAAUGCAGAGAAGUAUUCCAGUUUUGUUGAGGCAGCUUGUCAGUCAGAUGGACUAGCAGUCAUGGCUGUAUUUCUGAAGAUUGGUGAAUGCAACCCUCAACUGAACAAGAUUACGGACCGCUUGGACACCAUCAGAAUCAAGGGAAAAAAAGCACUCUUCACAAACUUUGAUCCCAGCUGUCUGCUUCCCAAGUCCCUGGACUACUGGACAUACUUUGGCUCUCUCACUGUUCCACCUCUUCUUGAGAGUGUCAUCUGGAUUGUUCUGAGAGAGCCCAUAAGUGUUUGUUCUGAGCAGCUGGCCAAAUUCCGCAGCCUCCUGAGCACUGCUGAGGAUGAGGUCGCCUGCUGCUUGCUGAGAAACUUCCGGCCUCCCCAGCCUCUAAGGGGACGAGAAGUCAGAAGGAAUUGAAGGAGUAAAUCCAGAGUAGGCUCCCUCUGAAACCAAAGGCUGAAUUCAUUUUAAUAGUUAAUAUACUUUGUGAUGUUUAAUUUUUUUGUGAGUUGUUUUAACCAAUAGGUGUUGUUUUAUUAGUGGUUUCCAUGCAGUCAUUUCUCACAGGCACGUAUGUCUGGAGUUAUCACAGGUUCAUUGAUGUUAACAGGUCUGACUGGGUUUGAGUGCAUUGGCUUGGAAGCACUGAGCCAUCAGCAUUGCAUACACAGAGGUCACUGCUAAUCAUAAGGGACAAAUAUGGUGAAGGAGUUGCCCAAAUUUUGCCACCAAAUUAUUGAGCAAGAUCCUUGGUAUUAUUGACAGUAUAGGAUGUUCUGGGAUUAUUCUUCUGGUCUCUAGCAUAACAUUUAGCUUCUGUAUAAACCUCACAUUGCAGUUCUCAAGGAAAAAAUAUUUCAAGGAUGAUGUAAUUUCAUUGCUGACUUCUGCAAUCAUGUACUGAUUGAUAGUUUUUUUUUUAAAAAUAAAUAGUAGGGAUUUUGUAUAUUGCAAGAUCAGGUCAGGUAGAUUAGGUAUUCCUGAAUUUCACAAUGUCACAAGAUGAAAUUAUCCUGAAACCUGAAAACUGCAAGGUGGAAGGGCAUAGAGGGAGCUGUUUGUGCCUAAAUCCAGUUUGUUGCACGUGGGGAAAAAUAAGGGAUUAUUACACUGUAUCCAUGUAGCAUCAGACUUUUGCCACUUAUAAUCAAGAGGCAGGGGUAGCUGUUGUUCCAGACUGUUGCACGCACAAGUGUGACCCACAUGCUGCUUACCUCUCAUCUCGCUGUGGAGCACAGUACUGCCCAAGUAUAGAAUGUGUCAAGGUGCUGGCUGAUGUUCUGCUAUCAUAGGUGAACUUCAGUGGUUGCACUUUUAUUCCAAGACCAAAGAGAAUAAUCAGAGAAAGCCAAAGAAAUCAGAAUCAAGUCAACAUCUAAUAAAAACCUCACCCCUCAAUAGCAAUAUGUUGAAACUUCUGUCUUUAUAAGUUGACUUGAGCCGGUGUUUCUCUCAGGAGCCUUUUUUACCUGAAUAUGAGUGGGGGAUUUUACACCAAAUAUUUUUAUUAAUGAACAUUCCACUCUUACAAUGUAGCUUAGGAUAGAAUUAGAUUUACUCUUAAACUGUGAGAACUACAAUGAAAUCCAGUGAGUGAUACCUGAAAGAGGCAGCUAGAGGUUUUACUGGCAGCAACUAACACCAAUCUCUAUAGUACUUCUAACAAAUUCAUCUUCCAUAACUGCUGUCCUUGAAUUCAUUUUUAAAUAGGUUUUAUAAGCUCUGCCUUUUACCUCAGUGGGUCAUUUGACCUUAGAUGAACAAACAUGAGGGAAAUCAUGAUCAGAAUUGACUUUAUAUGCUGUUUUAGAAAAAUAAAUUAGACAUAGAGAUAUAGAUAUUUUAUCUUCAUUUAAGAUAUAUGGAAUUCUUUGUUUUCUACUCCCCAGAAUAUAGCUAUUAUAUUCUGCAAGGCCUCCCAAUGCCUUUUGAAUAUUUUCUGAAGAAAAGAACACAAACAGACCAUUGAAGAAAAAAAAGGCAUUUAUCAGCACUAAAAAGAAAAGUGAGAGUAACUUGGAUGUUUUCACUCCCUUUUUUAGACUUAGGAUUGGGUCUCAAAUGUUUCCCUGUUAUGUGAGUAGCUACAGAAUGGGAAAAAAUAUUUACUAAUUGCAGGAAGGAUACAAAGGAUUUGUUGGUCUCAGAAGAGAAAGGAAUAAGGCUACUGCUUCAUGUUGUAAACAGAAGUUUUACAUAUUUCUUACAUAUUGUAAACAGUAGAGUUGAUUGAAUUCUUUUAUAUUUUUAAGGGUUUUAUCAAAAUAAAAUAUGGAUUUUAUGAAUGUG